AUGGAACUCACUGCAGUAGAUCACCGCAUACCUCUAAGUGAUGGAAACAGCAUUCCUAUCAUUGGGUAUGGUACCUGCCCACCCCAUACAACGACUCCUAAGGGGAGCUGUAGGGCAGGAGUGAAGCUCGCCAUCGAUGUUGGGUAUCGGCACAUUGAUGGGGCCUACUGCUACCAGAAUGAGCACGAAGUGGGGGAGGCCAUCAGAGAGAAGAUAGCAGAAGGAUGGGUGAAGAGAGAGGAUAUUUUCUACUGCGGAAAGCUGUGGGGUACAGAUUUUGAACCAGAGAGAGUCCUCCCAUGCCUGCAGAAGACACUCCAGGCCCUCCAGCUAGAUUAUGUUGAUCUUUACAUCAUGGAAACGCCCAUGGCUCUUAAGCCUGGAGAUGAAAUUAUUCCUAAAGAUGAGAAUGGCAAUUGGAUAUUUCACCAGACAAAUCUGUGUGCUACUUGGGAGGCUUUGGAAGCUUGCAAAGAUGCUGGCUUGGUGAAAUCUCUUGGUGUAUCCAAUUUUAACCGCAGACAGCUGGAGCUAAUACUGAACAAACCAAGACUCAAGUAUAAGCCAGUCUGCAACCAG
This is a messenger RNA of Myotis lucifugus (little brown bat), 579 nucleotides long. Its product is annotated as 3-oxo-5-beta-steroid 4-dehydrogenase-like. The annotation marks the transcript as partial. Gene Ontology annotation, cellular component: cytosol. The record is from RefSeq and is a predicted model, not a curated record. NCBI's taxonomy places the organism in Eukaryota, Metazoa, Chordata, Mammalia, Chiroptera, Vespertilionidae. Gene Ontology annotation, molecular function: aldose reductase (NADPH) activity; steroid dehydrogenase activity; ketosteroid monooxygenase activity. The transcript is spliced from 5 exons. Gene Ontology annotation, biological process: steroid metabolic process.